AUGGAAUCUGAAGAUAUCUUUCAUUCAACCUCCGAGUCAGAGAUUGAGGAGGUCCAUGAUUCUCCUUCAGCCAUUGUGGCUAAGGAACAUGAUCAUCAUAAAGAAGAUGAAACACAAUCUGCUCAAGAUAAUGAUGAUGAUCUUUAUGGUGAUGUCGAGUUUUUGAAGGAAAUUGAUUUUACAGGGAUUAGUGAUGACAUCCCGAAAAAUAUAGAAUUUGAUCUUGAUGAUGAAGAAUUCGUUCCUUUUCCUAGAAUUCCCAGCAGCCGUCCUAAUAAAGUCGAUGAAGUUGCUUCUUUAGCUAACAAGACUAGAGAUGAAGGAAACAAUCUCAAGAUUUUGCUCUCUACUUUAAAGCCCCUGGAGGUUACAUCAAGCCAAGGAGAUAUGACAUCAGAGAUUCCUCCCUCUGGGUCAUCCAUCUCAACUUCUGCUCCAGUCAUUCCUGACUCAACUCAACCUCAGACUUUCAGACUUCCAUGA
Molecule: messenger RNA, 483 nt
Organism: Lactuca saligna
Lineage: Eukaryota; Viridiplantae; Streptophyta; Magnoliopsida; Asterales; Asteraceae
Source: the annotation of a GenBank genome assembly